AAAAUCCAUACUGUAUUUAAUUUUUACGCACAAAGUGUCAGAUGUGGAAAUUCAUAAUUUUUUCGAAAUAAUACCUAAAUUUAACUAUUUCCUAUCAAAAUGUCUAAAUUAGAACAAGUUCUAAAGAUCGAACCUAGUAUUGAACUUUCAUUCAAAGGUCCAUUCACAGAGGUUGUCACGGCAGAUUUACGCCUCACAAAUCCUUCUGAUAAGAGAGUAUGUUUCAAAGUAAAGACAACAGCCCCAAAGCGAUACUGUGUUCGACCAAACAGUGGGGUUAUAGAACCUAAGCAGGACAUAACAGUGGCUGUGAUGUUGCAGCCUUUUGAAUAUGAUCCAAAUGAGAAAAACAAACACAAAUUUAUGGUACAGACGAUGUUUGCACCGGAUGGGAAGAUAGAAAACCAAGAACAAUUGUGGAAGGAGGUGUCACCAGAUAAGCUGAUGGACUCCAAACUGAAGUGUGUCCUUGACCCCACCGGCAACUCCGUGAACCAGACAGCUGUGGCCCCUGUUAAAGAAGAAAAGGUGAGGGCAGUGAAGCAGGAGGCUGUGAAAACUGAGCCGCCACAGACCCCAGGGGGUCAGGCUGGGGGUCAGUCAGGCUCCCCUGUAUCUCAAGUUCCUUCACAGAAAGUUGCUAGCCCUGGUGAGCCUGUGUCCCGCAAGCCAGAUGCUGAUGUUAAAAGUCUGCAGGAGGAAAUACAGAAACUUAGAGAUGAGAAUUCAGUCGUUAAAGAAAGUGAAGCAAGAUUGCGGAAAUUAGCAUACAAAGAAACCGUAUCAUCGACGCCUCACAAUUAUCAAGAUGCCCAGCAGUCCCCAUCGCCGAUGGCAACCUCUGCAUUUCCCCCAUAUGUAUACCUGAUUGCGUGUUUGAUCAUAGGCGUCCUGAUCGGCAAGAUCCUUCUGUAGCCCCUAAAUGCUGUCCUACGUUGUCUAUUUAUUGUCCUCCAAUCAAAAAGGUCCUCUGAUUUUUAACAUCUGUAAGAUCUAAUCAUGAUUAUAGUAUAAUGAACAAUUUCUGAACAUAGACUAGAAUUUAUACAUUUAUUUUAUUGAUGAUAAUUUUUAUCCCUAUCAUGUUGAAUUUAAUUCUAUAGUUCUCACCCCUUUCACAUAUUAUUAACAUUCAUGUUUUAUUAAUAUUUAAUAGGACCUUUUUGCUUGGUAAGCGAGUAUAACAUCAUUUAUACCGAGGUGUGAAUGGGGCCACUGCAGUUAUAAGGGGAAUUUUAUGUGCAAUGUCAAAGAUAAGAAAAUAUGUGAGCAUGCUUCAAGUGUGGAACAUUAAUAACCGUUUAUAUGUUUGAUUACAUUCUUGUAAUGGCAUUGGUUCACCAAGAACUGUUGAUUUUUAUGGCAUUUUUGACAUGUUGUGACAAAAAUGUAAUGUGGAUUUUUUACCCUUUUAGCCAUAGUUUGAUUUUUCCUGUUGGCCAAUGAUGCAAAACUUCAUUAGAUUUGUGAUUAAAAACAAAGCGUCGGAAGUUUUUCAGCAUUUGCCAAAAAAAUGUUCGUCAAAUUGUGUUUGAUAGUCCAUGAUGAAAUGUUGAUACUGGGUGUGUCUCCCACACGUCAUUGGUUAUACUGUCCGUUAAUUGGCACCACAGGACCUGACUUCACUGUCAAGAAACAAUAAUAUACUUGUUGCUUUACCGUAUCAUUUAUUUAACCAAUUUGUUGUGAACAUUAAGUGAAUCAUUAACUAUGGAUGUUUCUGUCUGAUAUUGUCAUAUUCACACUGAAAACAAUCUUUUUGUAAUAAAUCUCUUCAAUAGUGUAUUUAUUGAGCAUUUUUUACCUUUGCUACCACUUUUUUUAUAUCAACAUGAAUGUUGUGGAGCUUUUCAUUACUUUGAAGAUUAUUUUGGAAUACUAAAUGAAAAUGGCAUUGAAAGAUGCUUGUCAACAAGAAUUUCUAUGAAUAACAAAUUAUGUAUCAAACUUAAAAGAUUUUGGUCAGUGAAGCUUUUAAAGUGUACCAUAUAUAUUCAAGACAAUGUAUACACAGUUAGAAUCAACACAAUUUACAUUUUGCUGUGAUCUGGCCAAAAUGUCUUCAAUGUUUAGCAUAUUUUAAGGUCUUUGAUGUACAAAUGAUCUUGUCAUUUUCAGAAGCCAUUGGCAAUAAUGAUAAAUGUUGAUAUCCUGUGACCCCAUGAUAUUUUAAAACAAGUAUUGUUUGCUGGUUACUAAAAUAUAAAACAUAUGAUAUAAAUAACAUUAUAGAUAGAGUUAUUGGAGUUUCAAAUGAAAUGGGAUGUGAAAUGACCAAUUUUGCAAUCAUUAAAGGCCAAAACUCCUGUUUGUAUUAUAGUUUUCUGUAUAGUUUUACUUUUACUUGCUCUACAUAUUAAAUCCUAUCAAAUAAUAUGAAAAUAGUAAGGGGUCACCAGGCAUAAACAAAUUCACAUCAUUGUAUACUUGAUACCUUAAAUGAACACAAGAAAUUGCAAGAAUUAAACAAUAAAAGCAUAAAGGGCACCUGUAUUUUAUUAUCUGGAAGAUACAUGACUGCUGAGGGACACAGCGUAUUAGAUUGCUAGAAAUCAUUUAUCUUCAGCCAUUUUAUGAUAACAAAUCAUGUUAUAACAAUUAUAGGCUUUAUUCUUUAUGUAGUCUUCAUUAUGACUUUUACUCUUGCACUUUCUAUCUUUCAAGCACUAAGCACCUAAAGCUCUACUAGGAAAUAAAUAUUUACAAGAACGUUAUUCUGUACAUAUAUUUUAUCAUUUUUGUCAUUAAUAAUUGAUACUGGUUUCCAUGCAUGUGUUGACGUUUGAUUGAAGAUUAGAGACCGUGAUUGAAGAUUAGAGACCGUGAUUGAAGAUUAGAGACCGUGAUUGAAGAUUAGAGACCUACUGAAUUUGAACUGUUAAUAGUAUGUCAUAAAGGGAUACCAGACAUUGCAGAGUAAACGACAUAUAUCAUAUAUGGUCCUACAAUAGUCUCUGCUUCAAUAUGACUUCUUCUUUCUGUUAAGAACUAUAUUGAAAUACACGUUAUUGUAGGAUUUAUUGCCUUUUUGGUAUGUUCAUACUGUUUGAAUGCUGGAAGGCACAUGGGCAAAUUCCAUGAUGUGCCGUCUAUAAUACUAGCUUCUGUAAAAGUUUGUAAGAAUGCCCUCCCCAGUGUUCAAACAGCAUUGACACAAGAACAAAUAUGUUUGAUCAUUAUAUUUACAUUUUCAUAAUUAAACCAUUUACAAUAAGUAAUAACUGCCACCGAGUCUUUAUUGUUAAAGAAAGGUUAUCAAAAACAUACAUUAGUAUAAAAGAAUAGCCAAUAUUUGUAACGCCUUAUAUCAUUGGUUAGAUGAAAUUGUACUAAUCCAAUCAAAGAGCAAUAUUGAAAUAAACAAUCAUGUCUUAACCCCUUGCCAUAUGAAUGUCAAGUUUUCUCUAUACAAAGGACUAGGCAAAUGUAAAUAUUUGAUAUUUGAGACUUUAAUAAUUGCUGCUAGGUUUCAUCUUGAUACCAACGUAUAAUCUUUGUGGUGCAUUAAUAGAUCAUUUACACUACAUUGAUUUUGUAUAUUACAAACCUAUGUUAAUGUAUCUGUACAUUUUUGUUCAUGUUUUUAUGGUGCAGCCAAUGUGUGUAAUUAUUCUUUCUUAAGCUGUAAGAUUAGUUUGUUGUUUUAUAACGAUGGAAAACUCCCCACUUGACUGCAAUAAACACAUUUAUGUUUCAA
Molecule: messenger RNA, 3697 nt
Organism: Mya arenaria
Lineage: Eukaryota; Metazoa; Mollusca; Bivalvia; Myida; Myidae
Product: vesicle-associated membrane protein/synaptobrevin-binding protein-like
Exons: 7
Coding region: 100-915 (271 amino acids)
Biological process (GO): endoplasmic reticulum membrane organization
Cellular component (GO): endoplasmic reticulum membrane; plasma membrane
Molecular function (GO): FFAT motif binding
Source: RefSeq, a predicted model, not a curated record